GCCGGCGAGCGGGGCAUGUUAGCGAUUUUUAGCACGAUCACAGCUUAGCUCGGCUGUGUGUACGGGCUUUAUAGUGUGAUAACUGGAGCGGGACUCCACGCGGUGAGGCCAUUGGCCAUCCCGUGCCAUGGCGCCGGGAAUUUUAUAUUAUCUCUUGGCAUUGCUAGUAUUAGCAAAUGCUAAAGAGGAUGCCGCCGCUACACGCAAAUUAAUCCAAGAAGAGGCACGGGAAGCGAGAGCUUACGCCAACAACUAUGGCGACAACACCAAAGAGACCGUAGUCGACAUCGAGGAUAGCGAGAAGACACAAUAUUAUGAAACCAAUUAUGACACUAAUGCGUAUGGAUUUGGCUACGAUGUUGGUCCCAACGGCCAGUUCCACCACGAGAACCGAGGUCCGGACGGCGUCACGUACGGCUGCUACGGAUACGUCGACCCGGACAACUACCUGCGUGUGACGCACUACGUGGCCGACAGCCACGGCUACAGGGUGGUGGAGCCUGAGAAACCUGUCGAAGUCUUUCCGGAAGAUCCGAACCAUGUAUAUGAUGAAAAUGCAGUAACCCCAAGUCCGGAACCAGGCCAGAUAGUGCCGUGGGACCAGCUGUACCUGCCUAAAGGCUGUGGUCGAACGCCUGGCGGUAUUCCUCCGAUUCCUCCUCCGAAACCGAAGCCGAAGCCGCCGACGCAGCCCCGCCCGCCGCCCGACAGCGCCGGCCAAACCAGCAACCCGAACCCCGGUGUUAUAUACCCCGGACAAGGUGGUUAUUACCCAGGAACUGCGGGCACGCCUGGAAGCCCUGGCACUCCAGGUUCACCAGGAUAUCCUGGCAGUCCAGGUACUCCUGGUAGCCCUGGUGGACCAGGUGGACCAGGAGGGCCAGGUGGCCCAAGUGGUGGACAGUACCCCGGCGGAAGCGGACCCAGUGGACCCGGUGGUCCUAAUGGACCAUAUGGACCAGGUGGUCCCAACGGACCUAGCGGACCCGGUGGUUCAGGCGGUUAUCCUGGCACGCCUGGAACUCCUGGCACUCCCGGAACUCCUGGUAGUCCUGGCGGACCUGGUGGCCCCGGUGGUCCCGGUGGCCCAGGAGGCCCUCCCGGCAGUUACUACCCUGGACAAGGAAGCGGACCCAGUGGACCCGGUGGUCCUAAUGGACCAUAUGGACCAGGUGGUCCCAACGGACCUAGCGGACCCGGUGGUUCAGGCGGUUAUCCUGGCACGCCUGGAACUCCUGGCACUCCCGGAACUCCUGGUAGUCCUGGCGGACCUGGGGGCCCCGGUGGUCCCGGUGGCCCAGGAGGCCCUCCCGGCAGUUACUACCCUGGACAAGGAAGCGGACCCAGUGGACCCGGUGGUCCUAAUGGACCAUAUGGACCAGGUGGUCCCAACGGACCUAGCGGACCCGGUGGUUCAGGCGGUUAUCCUGGCACGCCUGGAACUCCUGGCACUCCCGGAACUCCUGGUAGUCCUGGCGGACCUGGUGGCCCCGGUGGUCCCGGUGGCCCAGGAGGCCCUCCUGGCAGUUACUACCCUGGACAAGGCGGCUCUAGUGGACCAAGUGGGCCUAGUGGGCCAGGCAGUCAAGGCGGAUGGACUCCAGGCACUUCUGGUACUCCAGGAUCUCCCGGCACGCCUGGCGGACCUGGCGGACCUGGCGGGCCUGGUGGCCCUGGAGGCCCAAGUGGCCCUAGUGGUCCAAGUGGUCCAGGAAGUCAAUAUCCCGGACAAACAGGUGGUCAAGGACCGAGUGGACCAGGUGGCUCCUACCCCGGUACACCAGGUCAGGCAGGCAUUCCCGGUUCACCAGGAUCUCCCGGCACCCCUGGUGGUCCUGGCGGCCCAGGUGGUCCUGGAGGCCCCGGCGGCCCUAGUGGUCCAGGUGGCCCAGGAAGUCAAGGUGGAUACUACCCCGGACAAACAGGAGGCCAAGGACCGAGUGGACCAGGUGGCUACUACCCUGGUACACCAGGCCGUCCUGGUACUCCUGGUUCACCCGGAUCUCCCGGUACCCCUGGCGGCCCUGGUGGUCCUGGAGGCCCAGGAGGCCCUAGUGGUCCAAGUGGUCCAGGAAAUCAAUAUCCUGGACAAACAGGAGGGCAAGGACCGAGUGGACCAGGUGGCUAUUACCCUGGUACACCAGGUCGUCCCGGCACUCCCGGUUCACCAGGAACUCCUGGCACACCUGGUGGUCCUGGCGGCCCAGGUGGUCCUGGAGGCCCUGGUGGUCCUAGUGGUCCAGGCGGCCCAGGAAGUCAAGGUGGAUACUACCCCGGGCAAACAGGCGGCCAAGGACCGAGUGGACCAGGCCAGCCAGGACAACCCAGCUACCCAGGAGGACAAGGCCAACCUGGACAACCUGGCUACCCAGGUGGACAAGGACUACCAGGCCAGCCGGGUGGACCAGGACAGCAAGGACAGCCUGGUUACCCAGGUGGACAAGGGCAACCUGGACAGCCAGGGCAAACCACUUACCCAGGUGGACAAGGACAACUUGGACUACCAGGACAACCAGGUGGACCAGGACAGCCAGGACAAUCAGGCGGACCACAACAGCCAGGGAAACCCGGUAUACCAGAACAGCCAGGACAACCCGGCUACCCAGGACAAACUGGUUACCCAGGUGGACAAGGGCAACCUGGCCAGCCAGGAGAGCCAGGAAAACCUAGUGGACCAGCACAGCCAGUACAACCCGGCUACCCAGGACAAACUGGUUACCCAGGCGGUUCAGGACAACCUGGUGGACCAGGACAGCCAGGCCAACCGGGUGGACCAGGACAGCCAGGACAACCAGGUGGACCAGGACAGCCCGGCUACCCAGGACAAACUGGUUACCCAGGUGGACCAGGACAACCUGGACAAACAGGUGGACUAGGACAGCCAGGACAACCAGGUGGACCAGGACAGCCUGGACAACCAGGGAAACCUGGUGGACCAGGACAGCCAGGACAACCCGGCUACCCAGGUGGACCAGCACAGCCAGUACAACCUGGCUACCCAGGACAAACUGGUUACCCAGGUGGUUCAGGACAACCAGGUGGACCAGGACAGCCAGGACAACCAGGUGGACCAGGACAGCCCGGCUACCCAGGACAAACAGGUUACCCAAGUGGACCAGGACAACCUGGACAAACAGGUGGACCAGGACAGUCAGGACAACCAAGUGGACAAGGACAGCCUGGACAACCAGGAAAACCUGGUGGACCAGUACAACCUGGACAACCAGGACAGCCCGGCUACCCAGGACAAACUGGUUACCCAGGUGGACCAGGUCAGCCAGGACAACCAGGUGGACCAGGACAACCAGGACAACCCGGCUACCCAGGACAAACUGGUUACCCAGGUGGACAAGGACAACCUGGACAAACAGGUGGACCAGGACAACCAGGUGGACCAGGACAGCCUGGACAACCAGGAAAACCUGGUGGACCAGGACAGCCUGGACAACCAGGAAAACCUGGUGGACCAGGACAGCCAGGACAACCCGGCUACCCAGGACAAACCGGUUACCCAGGUGGACCAGGACAGCCAGGACAACCAGGUGGACCAGGACAGCCAGGACAACCAGGUGGACCAGGACAGCCCGGCUACCCAGGACAAACUGGUUACCCAGGUGGACCAGGACAACCUGGACAAACCGGUGGACCAGGACAGCCAGGACAACCAGGUGGACCAGGACAGCCUGGACAACCAGGGAAACCUGGUGGACCAGGACAGCCAGGACAACCCGGCUACCCAGGGCAAACUGGUUACCCAGGUGGACAAGGGCAACCUGGCCAGCCUGGACAGCCAGGAAAACCUAGUGGACCAGCACAGCCGGUACAACCCGGCUACCCAGGACAAACUGGUUACCCAGGUGGUUCAGGACAACCAGGUGGACCAGGACAGCCAGGACAACCAGGUGGACCAGGACAACCAGGACAACCCGGCUACCCAGGACAAACUGGUUACCCAGGUGGACAAGGACAACCUGGACAAACAGGUGGACCAGGACAACCAGGUGGACCAGGACAGCCUGGACAACCAGGAAAACCUGGUGGACCAGGACAGCCUGGACAACCAGGAAAACCUGGUGGACCAGGACAGCCAGGACAACCCGGCUACCCAGGACAAACCGGUUACCCAGGUGGACCAGGACAGCCAGGACAACCAGGUGGACCAGGACAGCCAGGACAACCAGGUGGACCAGGACAGCCCGGCUACCCAGGACAAACUGGUUACCCAGGUGGACCAGGACAACCUGGACAAACAGGUGGACCAGGACAGCCAGGAAAACCAGGUGGACCAGGACAGCCUGGACAACCAGGGAAACCUGGUGGACCAGGACAGCCAGGACAACCCGGCUACCCAGGGCAAACUGGUUACCCAGGUGGACAAGGGCAACCUGGCCAGCCUGGACAGCCAGGAAAACCUAGUGGACCAGCACAGCCGGUACAACCCGGCUACCCAGGACAAACUGGUUACCCAGGUGGUUCAGGACAACCAGGUGGACCAGGACAGCCAGGACAACCAGGUGGACCAGGACAGCCCGGCUACCCAGGACAAACAGGUUACCCAAGUGGACCAGGACAACCUGGACAAACAGGUGGACCAGGACUGCCUGGACAACCAGGUGGACCAGCACAGCCUGGACAACCAGGAAAACCUGGUGGACCAGUACAACCUGGACAACCAGGACAGCCCGGCUACCCAGGACAAACUGGUUACCCAGGUGGACCAGGUCAGCCAGGACAACCAGGUGGACCAGGACAACCAGGACAACCCGGCUACCCAGGACAAACUGGUUACCCAGGUGGACAAGGACAAUAUGGACAAACAGGUGGACCGGGACAACCAGGUGGACCAGGACAGCCUGGACAACCAGGAAAACCUGGUGAACCAGGACAGCCAGGACAACCCGGCUACCCAGGACAAACUGGUUACCCAGGUGGGCAAGGACUACCUGGACAAACAGGUGGACCAGGACAGCCAGGACAACCUGGCUACCCAGGACAGACUGGACAACCAGGGAAACCUGGUGUACCAGGACAGCCAGGACAACCAGGUGGACCAGGACAGCCCGGCUACCCAGGGCAAACAGGUUACCCAAGUGGACCAGGACAACCUGGACAAACAGGUGGACCAGGACAGCCAGGACAACCAGGGGGACCAGGACAGCCAGGACAACCCGGCUACCCAGGACAAACUGGCUACCCAGGUGGACCAGGAAAACCGAGCGGACCAGGACAGCCAGGACAAACUGGUUACCCAGGUGGUUCAGGACAACCAGGUGGACCAGGACAGCCUGGCUACCCAGGACAAACUGGUUACCCAGGUGGACCAGGACAGCCAGGACAACCAGGUGGACCAGGACAGCCUGGACAACCAGGAAAACCUGGUGGACCAGGACAGCCAGGACAACCAGGUGGACCAGGACAGCCUGGACAACCAGGUGGACCAGGACAGCCUGGACAACCAGGAAAACCUGGUGGACCAGGACAGCCUGGACAACCAGGACAGCCUGGCUACCCAGGACAAACCGGUUACCCAGGUGGACCAGGACAACCUGGACAAACAGGUGGACCAGGACAGCCAGGACAACCAGGUGGACCAGGACAGCCUGGACAACCAGGUGGACCAGGACAGCCUGGACAAACAGGAAAACCUGGUGGACCAGGACAGCCAGGACAACCCGGCUACCCAGGACAAACCGGUUACCCAGGUGGACCAGGACAGCCAGGACAACCAGGUGGACCAGGACAGCCUGGACAACCAGGAAAACCUGGUGGACCAGGACAGCCUGGACAACCAGGACAGCCCGGCUACCCAGGACAAACCGGUUACCCAGGUGGACCAGGACAACCUGGACAAACAGGUGGACCAGGACAGACAGGACAACCAGGUGGACCAGGACAGCCAGGACAACCAGGUGGACCAGGACAGCCUGGACAACCAGGGAAACCUGGUGGACCAGGACAGCCAGGACAACCCGGCUACCCAGGACAAACUGGUUACCCAGGCGGGCAAGGACAACCUGGACAAACAGGUGGCCCAGGACAACCAGGUGGACCAGGUGUGCCUGGACAACCAGGACAGCCUGGCUACCCAGGACAAACCGGUUACCCAGGUGGACCAGGACAACCUGGACAAACAGGUGGACCAGGACAGCCAGGACAACCAGGUGGACCAGGACAGCCUGGACAACCAGGUGGAGCAGGACAGCCUGGACAACCAGGAAAACCUGGUGGACCAGGACAGCCAGGACAACCCGGCUACCCAGGACAAACCGGUUACCCAGGUGGACCAGGACAGCCAGGACAACCAGGUGGACCAGGACAGCCUGGACAACCAGGAAAACCUGGUGGACCAGGACAGCCUGGACAACCAGGACAGCCCGGCUACCCAGGACAAACCGGUUACCCAGGUGGACCAGGACAACCUGGACAAACAGGUGGACCAGGACAGCCAGGACAACCAGGUGGACCAGGACAGCCAGGACAACCAGGUGGACCAGGACAGCCUGGACAACCAGGGAAACCUGGUGGACCAGGACAGCCAGGACAACCUGGCUACCCAGGACAAACUGGUUACCCAGGUGGGCAAGGACAACCUGGACAAACAGAUGGACCAGGACAACCAGGUGGACCAGGACAACCAGGUGGACCAGGACAACCAGGUGGACCAGGUCAGCCUGGACAACCAGGUGGACCAGGACAACCUGGCUACCCAGGACAAACUGGUUACCCAGGUGGGCAAGGACAACCUGAACAAACAGGUGGACCAGGACAGCCAGGACAACCAGGUGGACCAGGACAGCCUGGACAACCAGGAAAACCUGGUGGACCAGGACAGCCAGGACAACCCGGCUACCCAGGACAAACUGGUUACCCAGGUGGACAAGGGCAACCAGGACAGCCAGGACAACCAGGUGGACCAGGACAGCCUGGACAACCAGGAAAACCUGGUGGAACAGGACAGCCAGGACAACCCGGCUACCCAGGACAAACUGGUUACCCAGGUGGACAAGGGCAACCUGGACAACCAGGUAGACCAGGACAGCCAGGACAACCUGGCUACCCAGAACAGACAGGACAACCUGGACAGCCAGGAGUGCCAACUCAGCCAGGACAGCCAACACAACCCGGCUACCCAGGACAAACUGGUUACCCAGGUGGACAAGGACAACCUGGACAGCCAGGACAACCAGGUGGACCAGGACAACCUGGCUACCCAGGACAAACUGGUUACCCAGGUGGACAAGGACAACCUGGAGGGCCUGGACAACCUGGACAACCAGGUAGACCAGAACAGCCAGGACAACCUGGCUACCCAGGACAGCCUGGACAACCUGGCUAUCCUGGACAGCCAGGACAACCUGGCUAUCCAGGACAGCCAGGACAACCCGGACAGCCUGGACAAACUGGUUACCCAGGUGGACAAGGGCAACCUGGACAGCCAGGACAAUCGGGAACGUCAGGGCAGCCAGGCCAACCAGGAUAUCCAGGACCUGAUAGUCAACCUGCUGGCACUGGAGUGCAACCGCCCGUUUAUCCUCCAGCAGGCCAAAUGCCACCAUUCCCGAUUUAUGUCAUACCAUACCCGCUGCCAAUCGUACCAAGCCCCGGGUCAUGUCCGUGCUACCUGCUAAACCCAGGCAGUAAUGGUACCGCUGUGUCGCAACCACCAAUGAACCAAAAUGUUUACAACCCAGGCUACGCGCCUUAUGGCAUACUUGGAUUCCUUCCGGUUGUGUUUGUACCCUAUUGCCCAGGGAAGAGCACCGAUAUGCAGACAGCUCAACAAAACUUCCCUAACGCUGUACCAGUGCCAUACAACUGCGCUCAAUGCCAGGCUAACCAAAAUGCAUUCCGAUUUUUCGGAAGACUCAAUGGUGCACGUAGUGUGAAUCUGGAUGAUUUGAAGGAAAUCAAAUCAUUGCCAGAACUCGAAAAUCUCCUGAAAAAUGAAAUUAAAGCUCCAAGAAGAAGCUUGAAAAGGAUCGCGGUUCAUGCCAGAGUCCUUGACCACGUAACUGACGAAAAGAAGGUAAAGGACGUAACUGUCGAAAAGAAUGUAAAGAACGUAACUAACGAGAAGAAUGUAAAGAAUGUGACUGAAGAAAAGAAUGCCCAGAACGUAAAUAACAAAAAUAACGUAAAGGACGUAACUAACGAAAAGAAUGUAAAGAAAUCCGGUUAAAAUUUGAGUUACGAAUAGUGUUUACGUAGGUACCCAUUGUGAUGAAUAGUGAAAUUUAUUUUGUAGUUUUGAGACCGUCCGACAGAAUCUUGGACGAUUUCAAAAGGUACACGUAGUUGAGGUCCCUUAAGGUCCAAUUUCACCAACGCCAACGGCGGCGUUAUCCGCUAAACUAUGCCAAGAAAAAAUUAAUUGCUACAUUUACUCUUGGGUAAAUUUUUUAUAAUACGUUUCACUGUUGUAUUCAGACAAAAAUUGUUAGAUUAGCUAUUCUUCUAGAAAUAGUUAGUUAUCUAUGGCAGCUUUGAAUGAGUCAAAAGAAUGAAAAAAUGUCUUCUUCUUCUUCUUUUCUUAUUUGGUGGCUUUUUGUAGUGCCAAACCAGCACAAUGCAUUUUGCCAGUGUCAAGUAGCUUGAAGGAGGCACAUUCAUCACAGGCAUCAGGAAGGAGGAGGAAGGAGGCAAAAAAAACUGAGAUUAUACGUCAGUUUGUAGUUUGAGUGGGUGUCUGUAAAUGUCAAAUUUCACUGUCAUGUUGUUUCAUUUUGACUGUUAUUGUCUCUAGCGUUACCAUCACGUCAUAUUGAUUUUAUCCAAAGAAUAAGGCCAUUUUCUUUUCACAAUCGGCGGAAUAGGACUACUCUCGUAUAACUUUUUUACUCUUAGGUUAAGUAUUUGGCGAAAUAAAAAUUUGGUUAUCUGAGAGUAACUAACGCUUUAUCCUGGUUAUAAAAUUUAUUCCAUGUUGGUGAAAUCAGCCUUAAGUGAUACUAAUUCAUAUUUAUAUUUAACAAAAUAAAAACUAUCAGUAUACAUAGGUACUAGAUAGCUAUAAUAUAAUAUUUCGAAUUAUUUGUUAAUAUGACCCAGUAUGUAAUAUACCUUCUUUGUAGUAUUUAUUAUAUGUAUUAUUU
Messenger RNA from Maniola jurtina (meadow brown), 9092 nucleotides. RefSeq names its product collagen alpha-2(IV) chain-like (gene CPR146). The transcript has 20 exons. NCBI's taxonomy places the organism in Eukaryota, Metazoa, Arthropoda, Insecta, Lepidoptera, Nymphalidae. Bases 128 to 8179 code for a protein of 2683 amino acids. The record is from RefSeq and is a predicted model, not a curated record.